This is a messenger RNA of Phytophthora sojae, 1863 nucleotides long. RefSeq lists its product as hypothetical. The record is from RefSeq and is a predicted model, not a curated record. Lineage: Eukaryota; Oomycota; Peronosporomycetes; Peronosporales; Peronosporaceae. The transcript has 6 exons. The coding region runs from base 1 to 1863 and encodes 620 amino acids.
AUGGUGAUAAUUCUUGUCGUAUGUGUCGUGUGGACGGCGUGGCUCAUGCUCAUAUCGCUGGCUCCAAACGAAGCGACCAACGCGCUGAUGAACACGGCCGCGUAUGACAACGGCCAAUUCUGGCUCAUUGUUGACCCCACUCCAAGAUUGACACUUGCUGGCGUCGCCUUCCUCUUCAUCGUAGGAGUUUCCUACAUUGUCGUGCUGCUCAAGAUGCUGAUUUGGCGUGAGCGGGUGUUGACACCGCUGGUCCUUCGGAGACUCGAGAAUCGACUUCUCGACAGCUGGAAGGACUCGAGUUUGGAGUCGAGGACAUGGACGAUCGUCGUAUCUCCAAUCUACCGACGAGCUCAUAAAGUAUGGAGCGACUUCACCUUGUUCGGUGGGAACAAGCGCAAAUUCUGGAAUGUUUUCACCAAAGCAAUCGACCUUGUGAUGCAGACUGUGUCCUUGCUCCAACUGCUCGAACGCGGAAGUCCUGCAGGACUCGUGUAUGGCUAUGCAGUCUUCAUAGCAAUCAACGCUAUGUCCUGUGAGGUUAAUAUCCUGGCCGAUCCGUUUACUACCCUUGGGGAAGUCCUCGUCGACUCGAUUUUUGAUUUUUCAGCAGCGGUCCUGUUUCCUAUGGCCACGCUGGUGUACUCGUACUACAACUUCGAUUUCGAUCGCGACGGGUAUCUCACAUAUCUGGACAAGCUCCCUCCAGGCAGCUUUGAGCGUAUCGCUCGCUUGUUCGCAGACGAAACUGAGAUUGCGCUCUUUCGAGUGAGUUUUGACUCGCUAAGAUUUCGAUUGCCUCUCGAUUUGGUAAUUCGGAUCGCUAUGAACUUGGCGUUUUGCUACCGCAUGAAGCGUAUGAUGGAGGUCAUGGUAUGGCGCAAGCGGCACGCUUGGGUAUCGGGGAGAACGCUACGGAAAAGUUCGGGUAGUAUUGCUCCGGUUGAGCCAAAGAAGCCGGUGCCCAAGGUAGUUGCGGUUGUAUUCGCAGGUUUUAGCGUAGCGGUUCUAGUCGCUACGCAGCAAGCUGUGGCACAUUCUAGUACUGCAUGUGCUCGGUACCCAGAGUGUGCGGUAUUUGCCUACCGCUGGACCAUCAGCGACGACGCGUGUCCGUGCCUUAGCUACAUCGAUGUGGAUAAAGCUCCGAAAACGUUCGAGGACUGGAUUCAUCCUCCCGAUGCGUACAAUAAGGUCAAAGCUCUUGCGCGUUCGGGUUUAUUGGAGUCGAUCCAAGUGAUCAAUCGGCAGUUGCUUGAGUUUCCUGAAGAGCUGCAAGAGUGCAGACACCUCAGGGCAAUCCUGCCCCCUUGGACGAGCAAGUUCAAGAAUCUGGAGACAUUUCAUAUCGAAGGCAAGCUGGGAAGUGUGAACAUCGGAGAGCUCCCUGAAAACCUCUUCAGCAAUAUGCCGAGCUUGGUAAUGGUCCAUUUGGGCAUCCACGAGGCGCUGGCGCAGAUCCCGCUACUGACCGGCGUCCCACAACUUCAGAAAUGGAUCCCGGACCUGUCGCCGUUGACGAAACUUGUGGAUUUUAGUAUUUUAACGGGGGUUAUCUGCUGCAAUGGAUUUCUCGGAGCCUGCGACUUGAGUGACUUUUACUGUCGAGGCAACCCUGCUGUUGGCAUCCCUGCAGCAACAUGUCUCAUGGACGAGACGGAACCAACACAAUCUGCAGCUCCAUAUUUCAACAGCUCUGGCACACGAGACGUAUUCGAGAAGUUUGCGUCUGGAAUAUGCCAAGCGAUGCCGUUCGAUGCUGCGGUUAUGAGCAUGCCGUAUCCCAAACGGCCUAGGCGUCUGAAGCCUUCGAGAACACUUGCCUCAAGCGGUGCUGCUCACUGUCUUCUCCUACACUCGCUAUGA